UGAUUGUUUUGAAAUUGUCAUGACUUAACCUCAAAACAAACUGAAGAGUUUCGUCCGCUAUGUGUAUGAUGUGUAAAUAGAAUGUGAUUCCCAAUAAUUAUUAAAAUGAGACGAAGUUUUGCUCCCAGUCAAAAAGGAAAAGCCUCACCGCCGGUGACCCAAAGCACUGAAAACACGGCGACUUCGAACGUUUUAAAGCGAUUUUCGUCACCACUUACAGAACCCUUGAAAAGGACUAAGAACAGUUUACCAGAGAAUCCUAAAAGUAAGCUAAGAAAAGCUGUUGCAAAUGUUGAAAACCAUAAAGAAACAGUGUUGAGUCAUGAAGAUGUUAUUAAAAAAUUAUCCAAAGCAUUCUCUUGUCCUUUACCAAACUAUGAGGGUUCUCAAACCACCAAAAAUUUGGGCAUUAGAAGACCGCAGCCUAAAAGAGCACUGUACGAUCCCAAUAUGCCAAAUGCUUUAGUUUUAUUUGCGCCGCCCCCUCAGACAAUGCACGACAAAUUGAAAAGUGAUAAAAAUACUUUAGUGCAUGUUGUGGUGGAUCCCCAAUUAGGAAAUAUCUUGAGACCACAUCAAAGAGAGGGUGUCAAAUUUAUGUAUGAUUGUGUUACUGGAGUGCAAAUACCUGACUCAUACGGAUGCAUAAUGGCCGAUGAAAUGGGCCUCGGAAAGACAUUGCAAUGCAUAACAUUGCUGUGGACUUUGGUGCGACAAGGCCCUGAAGCCAAACCGACUAUCAGUAAAGGAAUUAUUGUGUGCCCCAGCAGUCUGGUGAAGAACUGGUUUAAUGAAAUAAACAAGUGGCUUGGAGGACGUUUACCUGCAGUUAUGAUAGAUGGAGGCGCCGAUGUAAAAAAGAAAAUUACUCAAUUUAUGCAAGGCCAAGGCAGGAUGGCUAUACCAGUUUUAAUAAUUUCAUACGAAACCUUCAGAAUGCAGGCUGAUAUUCUGCAAAGCAGUGAAAUUGGACUUGUAUUGUGUGACGAAGGUCAUAGACUAAAAAAUUGCGAAAACCAGACAUACAGAGCUCUUAUGGGUCUCAAAUCUAAAAGGCGAGUGUUACUCAGUGGAACUCCAAUCCAAAAUGAUCUUCUGGAAUAUUUCAGUUUAAUUCAUUUUGUAAAUGAAGGUCUUUUAGGCACAUCCAGCGAGUUUAAGAAAAAAUACGAAAACUAUAUUUUAAAAGGUCAAGAUUCAAUAGCUACGGCACAAGAACGCGAAAGAGCUGUGGAAAAAAUUACCGAACUCACCAACAUCGUGAAUAAGUGCCUUAUCAGGCGUACUUCCGCACUCUUAACUAAAUAUCUUCCGGUUAAGUUUGAGAUGAUAGUUAUUUGUCAAUUGACCGCACAUCAGAAGGAACUUUACUUAAAUUAUAUUAAUUCGGACGCAAUAAGACGUACUAUUGUUGACAGUGAACGAGGAGAAAGAGGUCCAGGCGGUACUAGUUCAUUAGCGAGUAUUACAACACUGAAAAAGUUGUGUAACCACCCGUAUUUGAUUAUGGAUAAGAUAUUGGAAGGAGGAGAAGGAUUCGAAAAAUCACAAAAUAUUUUGCCUCCCAGAAAAGGGGAUUUGGAUGUGAAGCCAGAACUGUCCUCAAAAUGUAUGAUUUUAGACUGUUUUUUGGCCAACUUAAAGGCUAAUUAUAAUGACAAAGUGGUAAUAGUCUCAAACUGGACCCAAACCUUGGAUUUGUUUGAAAAAUUAUGGAAAGUCAGGGGUUAUCAAUACGUAAGACUGGAUGGUACAAUGAGCAUCAAGAAGCGUGCUAAAAUAGUGGAGAAUUUUAAUAAGCCGGAUUCAAAAGACUUUAUUUUCAUGCUGAGCUCAAAGGCGGGCGGUUGUGGAUUAAAUUUAAUCGGAGCUAACAGAUUAGUGAUGUACGAUCCGGAUUGGAACCCAGCAAAUGAUGAUCAAGCAAUGGCAAGAGUGUGGAGAGACGGACAGCAAAAACCAUGUUAUAUUUACAGAUUCCUAUCGGCCGGUACCAUUGAGGAAAAAAUAUUCCAAAGGCAAGCUCAUAAGAAAGCCUUGAGUUCUACUAUUGUUGAUAUGAACGAGGAGACAGCAAGACAUUUUAGUGUUGCGGAAUUAAGAGAUUUGUUCAGAUUGGAAAAUACUGAGUCUGACACGCAUUCCAAAUUAAAGUGCAAAAGUUGUUUAAAUAAAAUACCGAUUAAAAAUCCCCCAGAUGAAGCUGAUUGCACUUCAGAUUUAUCGCAAUGGUACCAUUGUUGGGAUAAGAAAGGUUUAGCAGACUUGGUUUUAAAGCAGAUUUGGGAUGUGUGCAAAUAUAUAUCUUUCGUGUUCCAUCAAAAAUCAGCCAAACAAGAAGUUCAGAAAACAAAAAUUCUUGAAGAAGAUAAACACUCAGAUUAUGAGGACAAAGAGGACACGGAUGAUUCCGACUAUGCCGGUUAAAAUACAUAGUGAAGUUAAAAAGCGUUAAAUUUUGUGUAAGUACGGUACAGUUUGUCUAUGCAGUCCUUUUGUUUUAUUCCAACUUUUACUCUACAUGUUUGGAAAUUUUGUUUAAUUAUUUAUUUAUUUUGCUUUGUAUUUGAGUAUAUCUGUCAUUGUCAAUUGAUUAUAAUAAUUUCUGAAAAAAUGUUUCAAAGGAAAAUUGAUUUUCAUGUUCGUGCUGGCUUUCAGUUUUUAUAUGAUUAAACGGAUUAAAAGUAAGACAGCUAGCACACUGUCGUCAAAACACAUGGUUAUCAGUGAUGGAACAUCCUCAUUACAGUGGAGACUUAUUGUGUGAUAAUAUAGUUCUUGUUUCCAUAGCCUA
Molecule: messenger RNA, 2794 nt
Organism: Dendroctonus ponderosae (mountain pine beetle)
Lineage: Eukaryota; Metazoa; Arthropoda; Insecta; Coleoptera; Curculionidae
Gene: okr
Product: DNA repair and recombination protein RAD54-like
Exons: 13
Coding region: 106-2427 (773 amino acids)
Biological process (GO): reciprocal meiotic recombination; double-strand break repair via synthesis-dependent strand annealing
Cellular component (GO): nucleus
Molecular function (GO): ATP-dependent chromatin remodeler activity; DNA translocase activity; ATP binding
Source: RefSeq, a predicted model, not a curated record